Messenger RNA from Cucumis sativus (cucumber), 1184 nucleotides. RefSeq names its product tetraspanin-8. Gene Ontology annotation, biological process: auxin-activated signaling pathway. The coding region runs from base 107 to 916 and encodes 269 amino acids. Gene Ontology annotation, cellular component: plasmodesma; plasma membrane. NCBI's taxonomy places the organism in Eukaryota, Viridiplantae, Streptophyta, Magnoliopsida, Cucurbitales, Cucurbitaceae. The transcript is spliced from 2 exons. The record is from RefSeq and is a predicted model, not a curated record.
AUCGCUCUAAUUCACUCCAUUUUCCUCUUCUUCUUCUUCUUCUUCUUCAAAACAGUCUCAGAAAUUUUCUCCUCUCAUUUUACUUCACUAUUCCAAAUUCUUCACAAUGGUCCGAAUCAGCAACAACCUCGUUGGAAUCCUCAACUUCAUCACCUUCUUACUCUCGAUCCCAAUUCUCUGGGCCGGCGUUUGGCUCAGCAAACAAGGAAGCACCGAGUGUGAGAAGUAUUUAGACAAACCCAUUAUCAUAAUCGGCGUUUUUCUCUUGUUGGUUUCUCUCGCCGGUCUUCUCGGUGCUUGCUGUCGAAUCUCAUGGCUUUUAUGGGUUUACCUUCUUGUUAUGUUUGUUCUUAUUGUUAUUCUCUUUGCUUUCACCAUUUUCGCUUUCGUCGUCACUAACAAAGGCGCCGGUGAGGUCUUGUCGAAUCGGGGUUAUAAGGAGUAUAGGCUUGGGGAUUACUCUGGUUGGUUGCAGAAGAGAGUGAACAAUAAUAAAAAUUGGAAUAAAAUCAAGAGCUGCUUGAUUGAUGGGAAGAUCUGUUCUACCUUUGCUGAUAAGUAUAUUAAGGAUACUGUUGAACAGUUUUAUCAGGAGAAUUUGUCUGCUCUUCAGUCGGGUUGCUGUAAACCUUCCAACGACUGCAAUUUCACUUAUGUGAGCCCAAUUGUCUGGAACAGGACUGUUACAAACUCGCCCAACCCGGACUGUAAUUUGUGGGAAAAUGAUCCCAAUGUUCUGUGCUUCAAUUGCCAGGCCUGCAAGGCUGGGUUGCUUGAUAAUAUUAAGAGCAACUGGAAGAAGGUUGCUGUUGUGAACAUUGUAUUUCUCGUCUUUCUCAUUAUCGUCUAUUCGGUUGGCUGCUGUGCUUUUCGAAACAACAGAGAGGAUCAUGCCUAUCAACGGCAAUGGAAGUGAUCUCAAGCUGAACCAAUAGUUCUGUAAGCAUUCUCGUUGUUUAGUUUGCCUUUUUCUCGAAUUCCCCUCUAUGUAUAUUGUAUUUCUCCUCCCUUUUCGGAGGUCGUGAUUUUGUUUGUUUGACUUUGAUCUGCUGUUUUCUUUGGAGAUAUGAUGAUUUGUAGUGCUGACAUUGAUUGUCUCUCUCUGUUCUUCCAUUUUGUGAAGUUUGGUUAGAUUCUGGUUAGUGUAACAUGAAUUUUUGGCAUGAAUUAUUGCUGUUAUUUCA